This is a messenger RNA of Nerophis lumbriciformis (worm pipefish), 1020 nucleotides long. The record is from RefSeq and is a predicted model, not a curated record. Lineage: Eukaryota; Metazoa; Chordata; Actinopteri; Syngnathiformes; Syngnathidae.
AUGGAGUGUGAGACGAUGGAGCCGGUUCGCUCGACGCCGCCUCGCCACGAGAAAAGUUUGGGGCUCCUCACUAUAAAGUUUGUAGGUCUGCUCCAAGAGGCCAACGACGGCGUCCUCGACUUGAAAGUGGCCGCAGACAUCUUGGCAGUGAAGCAAAGGAGACGUAUAUACGACAUCACCAAUGUGCUGGAAGGUGUGGGCUUGAUAGAGAAGAAAAACAAAAAUGUGAUUCAGUGGAGAGGUGAAAACAAUGGGAAUCAAAACCAGGAAGUUCUUGACCAGGUGAGGGUUCUGCAAACCCAGAUCUCUGAGCUGGAGGCCCAAGAAAUAGAGCUGGACAAGCAAAGGAAUUGGCUGCAGCAGAACACAGACCACCUGAACCGUGAUCCAAUCACAAGCAAUUAUAAAUUUGUGACGCAUGAGGACAUCUGCAAUGCCUUCUGUGGUGACACUCUCCUCGCUGUCGUGGCUCCAUCUGGGACGCAGCUGGAGGUGCUGCUACCAGAGAAGGCUCAGACUGGUCGUAGCAACUACCAAGUGAACCUGCGUAGCAAGCUGGCCCCCAUAAAAGUCACACUUAUCAACCAAGACUCAGACAACGGCGUGCCGGUGGUCUUCCCUGUGCCCCCCACCGAUGUAAUUGUGACCGAUUCCAGCACCGCAUCUUCCCCAUUCUGUAGCCAAGAAUUCCUUGGCUCAGACCAGCAGAUGGCGUCGUCAAGACAAGACGCCAAUCUGUGGCAAGCAUCCACUCAAGUGCAUAUGGAACGACCCAAUGAUCUGGCGACCACUUUGGAACUGGAACAGAUGGACUUGGCUGGCCCAGAGUUUCAGUCUGUAUUGGAUACGUGCAACCUGCUGCGGCACAACAGUGUUGCGGAGCAAAUGAAGGAUGACAGGGAGAAAGCUGUUGACUUUAUUGAUGAGCUGAUGUCUAGUGAUGGCAUGGACUACAGCUUCAUCCUUGACGACGGUGCUGGCGUGUGUGACCUGUUUGACGUGCAAGUACUCAACUACUAA